AUGGUCAUCAAAUACGAGCUAGAUUUCUUGCUCUCUUUGCAGAACUCACCGCUAUGCACCCGUCCAGAUAAUCUGCCUCCGCUGGAGGAGUGGAUGGGGUCCAACGAGCAGCAACAGCAGAGUCGUCAGCCGAGCCAGUCUACGCGCAGUCAACAAUUGCAAAUGGGUCGAUUCGACAAGAACACUCUGACAGAUGACCCUGACGAUAUUGUCUUUGGGCCUCCCCGCACAUCCUUCACCUCCGCCGGUCGAAACAAGUUAUCAGACAAUGACAGGAUUAUUCGUGACAGCGACGGCACGGGGCGCUUUGCUAAUUUGAGAAACCGCGUUGGCGACGCAGAUGCCGAACGCUUCCGCGACGGGCGUAACACCAACUCCCUGCGGCGUCGCGAGGGGGGUGACCAGGACAGCGAGGGCUGGAGUACCGUGAAGCCUAGGAAAAGCUUCGGGGCAGACGGCGCCGAGAAGUUCCUCCAGGGCCGCAUGGGUGGCAGUUUUCGGGACGAGAAGAGGACACCACGUGACCGCGAAGAGCGCUCAGUCCGUCUAUAUGAGGGUACCAACAGGGAUAAUAAGGACGGCGAAGAGGAUGGCCGACCUCGCAAUGGCCUCGCGCGUCACAAGACUGAGAACAGCGAGAGUCGCGUGCCCGAAAAGCGCGAACGAAUGGAUCGGGCCAAGAGCUGGAGAGAGCGUGAUCCCGAAGCUGAGGCUGUAGAAGAUCACGUCUCUUCGCGAACAGAUCAUCGACAGGAUCGAAGGUGGGGUGGAGGUCGCGACCAGCGAGGCGAACGCGAACCUGAAUGGUUUGACGAGCCGGCAGCCCCCCAAGCUGAAGCCAGGACGCAAGAAGACUUCAAAAAGUGGCUGGCUGACAUGAAGAAGUCAAAGGGUGAAGCCACUACGACUUCUGCGGGGCCAGCAUCGGCUCCCCUUUCUGAGCCGGCCCAGGAAAAGGCAAAACCUCCUGUACGGCCAUCGCCAGCCGUCGCCCCUGGGCCAGACAAGUUCUUUGCUGCUUUCGGCAGUCCGUCAGACCAGGACGGUGGCGAGUCAAAGCCGUCUGCGGCCAAACCUUCGGGCAAGUCGUCACGAUUCACAUCCUUCUUCAACCAGGAAGCUCCCAAGACCGAGCCAGCCACAUCUGCUGCAGCUGCGCCUCCACCUCCGCCCUCUGGUAUGAAUGGACUGCUUGGUGCCUUGGCAGGCAUGUCGAGCACGCCGGGCCAGAACACCAACGAGGAGAAACAGGCUUUCCAACUAUUGUUGUCCAAGCUACAGAAACAGACGAUGAGCAGCUCCCCUGGCGGUGUUUCGCCGUUUACCGCGCCACCGCAACCGCAACUCCAGCAGCAAGUCACUCCUGGCGACAACGGGCCAAAGGGAGCUAUGCGCUCGCCUUUCCAGGAAGGUGGUCUGCUGGGGCGGCCCCCACUCCAGCAUCACACAACCGAUAUCCACGCACCUCGACCGCAACAAAACGCCCGCCCUGAGCAGCUGUUGCAGGACCUGAGUGGCCAGCAACAGCAUCAACGAGUCUCUAGCCAGAGCUCCAGCCGAGCCGACGUUCCUCAAAGGAGCAACAGUAACACCGAGUUUCUUAUGAACCUGAUGCGCGCAGGGUCAGAUGGUCCGCGCACGGAUUCGGCGAUGCUGCGCGCAGCACAGCAGGCCAACAAGCAAAACGGACCAGGCCCCAUGCCCCACCCUCACGAUCGCGAAACCGAGUUUGGACCAGACGGUCGCGGACCUCAGGGCCCUCGAAUGCGUCCAGGUCCGCCACCAGGCUUUGGCAUGGAUGAGAGCUUCCGAGGAGGCGACAGCGAAUACCGAGGGCCUCCGCCGCCAACCCAGAUCUUGCAACGACCGCAGCCACCGCCUGGGCUGGACAGACUUGAGCAGGGUCCCCCGCCAGGCUUCAUUAGCGGCCCUGGCGGGCCUCUGCCGCCACACCUUCAGCAGCAUCAAGCGUCUCAGCAGCCGCCGCCGCCGCCUCCGCCUCCCCAACAACAGACUCAGCAGCAACGUCACAUGAUUGCGCCUCCCGGCCUGGUGGGCGGCGGCCCUGGCGGACCAGCCAUACCGGGACGCAAUGGACCUCUCCCUCCUGCCAUGGCUGGCAUGUUUCCUCCUAACAUGAGGCCAAUGCCACCACACCCAGAACACCUGGGCAACAUGCCGCCGCGUGGAAUGGGACCUCCCCCGCCCGGGUUUUUUAACGGUCCGCCCCAUGGCUUCAUGCCACCAGGUAUGGGUGGGUUUAAUGGACCACCUGGACCCGAGUUUGCUGGCGGGCUGUAUGAGCGUGGAAUGCCCCCGCCAAAUGGGGGUCGGGGCGGUAACUUCAGGGGUUAG
Messenger RNA from Emericellopsis cladophorae, 2355 nucleotides. RefSeq lists its product as uncharacterized. Lineage: Eukaryota; Fungi; Ascomycota; Sordariomycetes; Hypocreales; Bionectriaceae. The transcript is spliced from 3 exons. The coding region runs from base 1 to 2355 and encodes 784 amino acids. The record is from RefSeq and is a predicted model, not a curated record.